Amoebophrya sp. A120 is the source of this 3437-nucleotide messenger RNA. Lineage: Eukaryota; Dinophyceae; Syndiniales; Amoebophryaceae. The record is from the annotation of a GenBank genome assembly.
AAAAGGUCACAGAAAAAUAUCGGGGUCUUGUUAGUUUCAGUAGAGGGAGCUGUAGACAUCGAUACCUUUUGAUCUCAGAGGGGGUAGAAGUACGGUGUACAAGUUUGCACACCAAGACAAAUAAUUGGAGUCUCGCGGCCAUUUACUAGAACUUUGUUUAAGAGUUGGUUGAUUGUAUUUUUGGAGAGUGCGAAGCAGUAGCUUUCACUUUGUUUCAACACCGUCAGUACUGUCAUAUUUCGUGUCAUAUCUGCACAGAGCUGGUUGUAAUAUUUUCCAUUCAGAAGCAUUAAAUAAACCGAUACAAAAAUAUUCUCACACGACUGACUUUAGCGCGGAGAGGAAAAUAGCUCGGCUGACAAUAUGUUAUCGCGUGCCCGUGUCGGCGCGCAGCAGGUGCUGAAAAGGCAGCACGGUCAACAGCAGGCGGCUUUGUUCUGGAAAAAUGCAAGCGGCAACGCAAACCAGCGCGGCUUUUUGAACAGCCCUAUGAAAUGUAAAAAUGUCUGGGUCUGGAAGAAUGCAACUUGUGAUGCUGCAUUUGGAUUUCAAUAUAAUCUGUAUUGCGUGAGCAGCAAUGGAAAUGUAAUUCUUGCUACGCGGAGAGGGCAUUUGUCAUGCGGAUAGGUAUCAAGAAGCCCUCAAAAAAUCUGUUAUGCUAGGGCAUGCAUCACAGACAUCAUGGCUCAUGCAAAACGUGCAUGACAAGUCUCAGAAUCUUCCAGACCCAGACAUUUUUACAUUUGAUAAGCCCGUUCUAUUCGCAAUCCAAGGCGUUCGCCACAGCAACGGCGGAGUCCGCCGGCGGCGAGGGCGCGAAGCAGCACACUAUCGUAAGGAAAAAUCCCCCCUCCCCAUAUCAAAACGGAAAUCUGUGAUGCUGGAUUUGUGUACACAAAUCGGAUUUAUCUUGCAGUGAGACACUACAGGCAAAGCCUAAGCCUGCGAAGGGGUGUUUCGGCGUAGGUGCUUGGCAUAGCAGAGGCCUGUCAUCUAGCCGUAACAGCAUUACAAAUCGCCUGUAUAAGUCGGCGGAUUCUUUUGAUUUGCCCCCUUGCAAGAGAGACAGGAUUUGUGGUCACAAAUCAGCAGCGACCGGCCUGCGGAUAUCGGGAGGAAAACAGGCACAAAUCAGCAGCGCAAAUUUUUAGGAGCAUACCUUUUCAGUGUGGGGAGGGGGGAUUUUUCCUCACAAUACACACGACGGGGUCCUUUCUCCGGUCGCCGCAGUUUAUCGCGGGCUUCAUCGGCGCGAACUGCCUCUUGCAGUACCAGUUUGGGUCCACCAACUCCACCAUCAUCGAUGACCGGUUCACCUGCGGCAAGGAUCCGGACGCGCUCGCGGAGUUCUACGAGGCUCACGACUUGCUGGAGGUGAUGAUGCCAGUGCCCAUGCUGUUCAAGUUUGUCAUGGACCAAGUCACGUGGGACGGCGUGCCGCCUUCGGACGAGAAGCCAGCGCUCCUCACCAUGGACGAGAGCAGAUGCUAUGUAGAUAAUAAGAUCAAUUUUUACUUUUUUUAGAUUUUUGACAAGAAUGACAACAACAUGAUCUUCUAGUUCUACGAUGAGAACAAAACAUCUCCAGUCUACCUCCACUCUUCACCACCAGCUUUUAGUUGUGUAAAACACGACAAAUGAAACAUCUAAAUCGAGCGCGCUCUUCACUCAGGUCGGUCUCGUGGGUAUGGAUGUGGGUUUUGAGAUCACGCGGGAAGAGGACGAAGAUGACAAGUUGUGCAACUUCGUGCGGUACGAGCGGUUUAUCCACAACAUCCCCUUCCUGGCGGACUACUACAAGAUUCCGGUCUGCGAGUCCACGUGGAAGUUUGGGUUUCGCAAGCUCACCUCCGAGGAGAAGGGCCUGAAGGGGAAGAAGUGCCACGCGCCGAUGGACGAGCCCGAGUACGAAGUCUUCCACCAGUGCGUCGGCUACGGCGGCUUCUGGCUGUUCCGCUGCCUCAUGUACGUGCACCACUGCCUAUCCACAGUAAAUUCGCCGUACACGUCGACGGAUGUAAAAAUACGGUGUCCGCAUGACAGACAAUGACAAAACUUGCCGUCGAUCCUAGCCAGCAUUACAAGCGUUACAGUCGAAAUUGGAGAGUAAGAAAUUUGUGAAGAUACAUAUCUUCCAAUUUAUAUUAUUUUGUACGUGCUGUACGGGAAAUUUGUAUUGCAUAUUGCUACAUCAUCUGGGGUUGCGACAAGAUCUGCAACAACUGGUGUUUUGCGCCCGGGGAGGACGAAGCCGCGGAGGAGGAGCACCGCCGCCAGGUCGCCUGUGUACCAUUGUACGAAAUUAAGCGGGUCCUGGGCAUGAACCCGCCCCCGUCCGCGCCGGCAGAGGAGUAAGGGACCAGAACUAUUGCGGUGUACUUGUACAGAAAGCAGGACCAAAAGUAGAAAAAUAUCAAUAUGGAGUAUGUUCUCGAGUCCGCUGUUAGGUGUUAUUACUUUAGACAUACGUCGUCGUGUAAGUGUAUCCGAAAAAAAAACAACCGUGAAUCACAUUGCCACCUUUUUAUUUUCCCUGUUUGCGUUCGGUGAGCGGAAGUAAGCGUAAGGCUAAGGACCAUUUAUUUUCAAACCUGUUUAUAGUAACUCCGUUGCCGUUCAUUACUGAUGUUUUUACCCCGCCGCGUAGCUGAGAUGAGCAUCACUUGCACCCUGGAUAUGAAAGAACAGGCUGCCACUUUUUUGUAUGAAUUUUCAGCGACAGUCACAGUCGGCCACACCCUGACACAAUUUGCAACAGCGGCGUGCAGAGAAGCACCACGCCAGUCUUCUAGAUUUUCACGUGACCCCGCAGUUGCGAUGGAUAGAAAACCUCUACUAGUAGGCGCACCGUACAUCCACACCGUCAGACCGAAACUAUCGAUGUUUAUUUAGGGAAAUUUCGUGCAGUUUUAUAGUAUAUUUCCAUUUGGUUGUAACCGUAACGUAACUUAUACUUAAAAAGAACAGCAGCAGACGAUGAAAAAAAGCAACAAAUUACCCCCCAACAAGACCCCUGGCUGACUAGACCGACCUUGACACGGUACUCAAUCAAUCUAACGAUCAACAUCUACUCCGACUGUUUUAUAAAUAUGAUAUUGAAGGAGAGCGAGAUACAGUUGCAGAGAAAAAGAACGAAUACGAACAGCACAUUUCUCUGUCCUUCUCAGGCAUCAUGACAUCAACAUGGAAUCGAAAGCAUGGGUAUCUGAACGUGUUGCGAUAUAAAUGAAAAUGAAACGACUACAUCUACAAUGGAUAAUAUCUCAAGAACGUUGAGUGCUUCGCUCCAGUGUGGAAGUAGUGGACACUUCAAUGCGCGCUUGAGCAAAAGUACUUACUUCCUUUGUUGUUUAUCAAGUUUUCUGAUGUUCCAUUCGCUUGAGUAGGAUUGAUGUGCGCCGUACCGAUGCGGACGACGAGGAUCUUGAGUACUUCUC